AUGAAGUCAACAAUUGAAUAUUUUCAUCAGUUUGCUCCGGUGGUUGAAAGUAGAUUGGCCGCACAGAAGAAGCCCAUCGAGAAGCAUUUGUCGGAUUAUGUGAAAAUUAUGAAAUACACUGAUCUCAAUUCGUGGAGUGUGAAAUCAUCCGCACAGAAAUCGCAUCAGCAACUCUUCCGCCUCAUUAAGCAGUUUAAAGCAAGUCUUCUUGGCAACGAGCUUGUAGCCCCGUUGUUCGAUGAACUUCUUCCAAUGCCAGGUGUUACAGUGCUACGACCGAUAAAGUGUCCAUAUCCACAUACUGAGACAUUAUCAUGCACUGGUCCCAGCGAAUCCGUCACGAAUGCUGCAUCUGAAAUUCUCACUCGACUGGAGGUUGAUGCUGCUAAGCUGGAGCAAAUCGAAAAGGUAACUUUUGAACUGGAAAAUAUUUUGAUGCACAUUUUGAAAGUGCUGGCAAUAAAGCAUUGA
This is a messenger RNA of Gongylonema pulchrum, 471 nucleotides long. Lineage: Eukaryota; Metazoa; Nematoda; Chromadorea; Rhabditida; Gongylonematidae. The record is from the annotation of a GenBank genome assembly.